AUAGAGUAUCAUCUUCACAGAAAUGAUAAGAGAAAACAAAGGUUCACAGCUUUAGAAGAAGGAAAUGGCCAAGUGGAUCAAAAGUAUUAUGGUUUGAUGAAAAAUUGUCGGGCUCUUAGUGGAGAAGUUGACUAUGAAGUAUACGUAAUGAGACUAAUUAAUACCGGAUGCAGACCAUUAGGUGAACCAGAGUGGGAAAUAGAAUUAAAAGCUACAAAAAAAACUAAUGCUGUCGCUAUAUAUCAAGAGUUAGGUAAAAAAUAAGACACAGUGAACGCCAAAUUUGUCGAUAGUACGGAAAUUAUCAAGGAUAUUUAGUUUAUAACUGAUUAAAAAUAAUGUAUCACUUCAUGUUAAAAAUUAUAAAUUUUUGAUUUUGUUAUUACAAUUAUUUGACAUAUUUUUUAUAUAACAAUUGUGCUUAUU
Molecule: messenger RNA, 426 nt
Organism: Metopolophium dirhodum (rose-grain aphid)
Lineage: Eukaryota; Metazoa; Arthropoda; Insecta; Hemiptera; Aphididae
Exons: 5
Source: RefSeq, a predicted model, not a curated record